GCAGCAGCAAGAAAAUGGGAAAAAAUGCAAAUGGCGGUCGUUGUUAUUGUUCGCUGGUAACAAACGGGCUCGAUUUUCGGUAAAUGGUGCGCGUUUCGCAGCGUUUUGCGGCCGGAAAAUAUCGUGCGACGGUCGGGGCUAGUGCCGGGAACGGGUUGCAGUCGUUCGCGACCGGAAACUGAGCGUGCAAAGUGGACUUUUCGGGACGGGUUUGGUGCGCGGACCCCGCGGAAACUUUUUCAUUCUCUCUCGGUGGUGGCGUUUUUUUUUUCCUUUCCCCCUUGGCCACAGCAAGUAAGGGCCCCGACGGAGAACGAAACGAAAAAGCGUAAAGCCCAAAGUGUGUCAGCAGCAGGAGCAGGAACAGAAUUUCGUCGACGAUUCGACGGGCUCCGCGGCGGAGCAAUUAGGCUCAAAUGGAAUGGCGGCCGAUAGUGACGGUGAUCAACGGAAUAGCACCGACGGCGGCGGCAGCACGCUGAAGGCGGUCGUCAUCUGCGAGGGCAACCUCCACGAUCCGGACUUUCAGGCGCGACUAGACUGUCUGGUCGCGCGACUCACCACGCUGGUCGACGAGCCAGCAGAUAACGGCAAGCUUACGGUAGACAAGGUCGAACCAUGGAACAGUGUACGGGUCACGCUGUCGAUCCCGAAGGAGGCGGCCGUCAAGCUGCGCAAGCUGGCGGCCGAAGGGAACCAUGCGCUCCGGGCGCUCGGCAUCCUGUCCGUGCAGUUGGAGGGGGACACGGUGCUGUCGCUCCGGCUGGUCGGCCAGGAGAUUGUGCUGCGGACGGAUAAUUCCGCAGCGACUCCCGGCGGAGGCACCUCUAGUGGCUUAGGAGAGCUCACCCGAAUACUCUCCCAACAACAGCAACAGCAGCCGCAGCCCGUGCCUCACGAAGCUGUCGCAGGUCCUUCGAAAGCUCCUCCGCCUUCUCUGCCCAACAAACCGGUGGUCGUGCCACAACCCGUGGCGACGCCCGUUCCGGUGGUGGCCCUGUCGAAUGGACCUGUCGUGGCGCCGCCGGAGAGUAGUGCCGUCGUGUUCAAGUCGCCGAACACGAUUUGCCCGAUGGACGGCAAGCUGCCGGUGCACGUGCCAAACGCGCUCGACAGUGCAGGUGGCGCCGGUGACGCGGCCUACCCGUUCGAGAGCAUGACCCAGGCGCGGGUGAUUCAACGGCGGGAGAACACGCUCGGAGUGGGUCCUCCGAAGCCCUUUGUCGCGCCGAGCCCUCCGAUAGCCGUUGGUCCGCCGGCGCCACCUCCUCCACCGCCGCCCUACCAAGUUGCGGUUUCGGCGGUGAAGACUGGACCUCCCCAGUCGGUGGGUGGAAAUGUCGCGAUGACCAGCCCGUUGCUGGUGAACCUGCUGCAGAACGAAAGCGCCAUCCCGCAGAGUAUGGCGGCUGCGGCAGCUGGGGGACCAAAGACCAGCGCAUCUACGGCCAAGUCAGUGGUGCCAGGUGUGGUGGCCGCGCCCGGCCCUAGUGUAGUGAAUGUUAUCAGUGACAAUGAACUAAGUGUGAGCAGACAGAAGACAACGGCGACCUCGUUGUCGUCGUGUAUCGUAACUAAUAGUGGUAGUAACAAUCCAGUGCAUCCAGUGAUCGGGAGUGGCCCAGCGGCCAGUAUCGUGCCAGUAGUGCCGCCUCCGCCACCUCCCCAACAGACAAUAUUAGUGAACCACAGCAGUAGCAUAAGCAACGCCGGACCAGCCGUCGUUCCGCCGGACGCUAAAGCGAACCUUCACACCAUGAAAAACAGUACCGCUAGUAACAAUCAGAACGUUGUAAAUGUGCCGCCUUCUCUAGUAACUCCACCAAUGUCAGUGCCUUCUUCAAGUAAAAACGUUAGUGUGCAACAGCAGCCGAGAUUCAAUCUUGGCCUCCGGCCUUCCAACACCCCUCAAACCGUACGGGCCCAAGCGAUGGCGAUGCGAAUGGCCCAACUGCAGCAGCAACAGCUUAACCGGUUUCCAGUUCAACAGGGCGGCAUUCCCUUCAGACAGCCAUCAGCACCUCACCUUCAGCAGCAAAUGAACUCCGCACGCUGGGGCAGCUCGACUCCCCAGUCGAUGGACUCGAUGACCAAGUCCAGCUAUCAGGAGUUUACGCGCUACCAGAUGCAAUACAAUCUUAGUCAGCAGCAGCUGCACAAGCCGGCGCCCACGCCUCAGCAACCCGGAGCGACGACCGAUCUGCUCGGGCUCAACAGUCUCGGAGAGCUGCCCGACUUUGGCAAAAACGAUCUGGACUCGCUGCUGCCGACGCUUGGCUCGGCCGACCUGGACGGGGCCUUCCUCGACGGGUUGGACCUGGAUCUGGAGCCAAAGGUACCGCCGGCGGAACGCAAGUGGAAGCAACAGUUUCUGAUCAACCCGCUGACCGGCGAACUGGAGGAAACCCAAACCGAGGACAUUCCCGAGGAGGAGGACGACGCGUCCAAGAACUUCCCCGAGUUCUUCUCGGAGAUGUCCAACUCGCUGUACUCGGACGACGACGAUACGUCCUGCAGCACCGGCUUCUCCAAGUUUACCUCGGACGUGAGCGACACCGAGCGGACCACCAGCACAAGCAGCAGCAGCCUGCUGGACGGGGCCAGCUCGAGCGGUGGAUUCGGCAAUGCCAUCAACGCCUCCACCAUCACCACCACACCCGCCAAGCUCGGCAAACCGGCCAAGGCCAAGCGGGAAAAGCAGCAAAGCUUAACGCCCAAAACGAAGGAGAAGAAACCGCGGGAAAAGAAGUCCUCCUCGGCACUGAAACAGGUCAAGACGAAGGCGAAAAUCGUGGCCACCGAAGGUGGCGGCGGAGGCGAUUCCCCCGGAAGUCAGGAAAAGAUCAAACUUCGACUCAAGCUGGAAAAGCCGGAAACGGCAGGCAGCAUCAUUGUGACCGCCGCAGGCGGAAUCAGUGGCAGUUUGGCGAAAAAAGUGCAAUCAUCACAAGUGCUAGUAACAACUCCCGGAACGCUCGGCGUGCCCAACCCGCCUGCGACGGUAAUCGGUGUGGCGUCCGCGCCCAACCUGUCCGGCGGUAUGCUCUCUUCCUCGGUGACGUCGCCUAUGGCGGCGGCGCAGCUAUCGCAACCCACGCUCGUCGGCAGUGCCUCGUUCUCCGGGACGAACAACAGUGCCGGCCUGCAGCAGAUGACGUCCCCCAGCAGUGGCGAGGAGCUGCGCGUGCCUCCGCUGCACAUCAGCCUGCGGGGGAAGAACUCGGUCGUCAUCAAGAACUCGAAAAAGGACCGGAAAAAGAGCACCAGCGGCGGUGAGGAGGACAGCGACGGCAGUGGGUUUCAGCUGGGCAGAAAGAGCGGCGGCGGCGGCGCGAUCAAGCGGACUAGCCAGGAUGGCAGGUUGACGACGAUCAUGCCGCCCUCUUCGCCGAACCAUCACAACCACACGCUGCUGGGCGCGCAAUCGGCGACGGCCGGAAGUCCCAAAGUGAAAUCGAAUAAACUAGAAGAUCUGAACAAGGACGGAAGUGAAUCGCACAAACGAUCCGCCCCGGACACGCCCCUCCAGAGUCCGAACGGGUUGCUGCUGUGUCCGGCGGAGAAGAAACGCCGGCUGAGCGGUAGUGCGGUCGAUGGCGUUGGUGGUGCCGAUUCGAAUCCUCCGGCCAGCAGUAUCAACGAGAUAAACGAACUGUACGAAACCCUGAUCUCGUCCACGGCCGGUGGACCGAUCGGGUCGACGAACGUGGGCACGCUGCCCCAUUCGUCGCUGUUAGCAGCGGCCACGUCGUCUGCAAAAAACUUGAAGAGCUCCAGCACGAACAACAACAGUAUCAACAACAGCAACGCGUUUGGCAAGCAAUGCAUUAGCGGCAGCAUUAAAAACCUGGUCAAGCCGGCGCAGUCGAGCCCAACGACGUCGUCGUCGUCGUCGUCGUCGUCCGUGUCAUCGCCUGGAGCUCUGGCAGCUGCACCGAAUACGGCGAAUAGCUCGACCUCGAAGAUGGCGACGACGACGACGACUACGACAACAACAGCAACGGCGACCCACUCGGACGCGGACGGCGCCAAGCCCGAACCCGAAAGUGGCACCAACAAAUCCCCAAACAGCAGCAAUAGUACCUCCUCUACCUCAGCCGGUUCGUCGGAGCAGCAAGUGUCCGGGGCGAACCAGCGAAUAAACAACACCCAUCAUCACCAUCACAACCGGCCACCGGAGCAGCAGCAGCAAGCAGGAGGAGGAUCUUCCUCGCCGGCCACUAGUCUCGACCAGCAGCAGCAACAGCAGCAACAGGUCGUCCCGGGUGCAAUAGUGGUGGCGCAAGGAGUACGCGGAUCGCCCGGAUCUCAAGCGCAAGGCGAAGACAGCGGGAUCGAAUCGAUGGACGCACUGUCCGAGAAGAGUCCCCACCAGGUGUCGCACAGCCCGCAGGGUGGCACCGAUCCCGGCGGCAAGCUGAUACUCCAGAUGGACAGCCCCAAGGACAAACAGCAGCAGCAGCCAGCGUUGGCGGGCGAUGCAAAGUGCGACUCGGGCACCAACAAUAACAACAACAGCAGCCAUACCAACCUGGACGACUACAUCGACAUCGAGGCCGCGCUGGCCAAGAUGGAGGGCCUGAACGAGCUCCAGGUGACGGCGGCGAGUCUCGGCGAGCGGAAGCUGAACGGCGAUCACGCGAUACUGCUGCAAGCGGCCAAGCCCAAGCUGGACGAGGCGAAUCUGAGCAUUCUGCUGGGCGGCGACGACGAGCUGGCGGAGAAGCCCCAGCAGCAGGAGUCCAAGGACGUGGUCAAAGGAGAAGAGGCAGAAGACUGGCUUGUGAAGACGGGAAGUAAGCAACAGCAGCAGCAGCAGCAUAAAGGAGAAGCAAACGAUAUACUCACUAGUAGUAGUAACAAUAAUCUGACGGACAAGACCGAGAUUAAGCUGGAGUGCGUGCAGAAGCAGCAGCUCGCGCUGGACGAUUGUUGUAGCAAUAAGGAGGUGUUAUGUUUAAAAAGCGAAUGUGAUAGUAAUAUAGUUGAUUGUAAAGCUGUAAUUAAAACUGAUCCCGAGGAGGCUAACGUGAGUAGUGUAAAGCAGGAGAAGGCGGGCGGUGGCGGUGGCGGCAAGAGUCAUAGCAAUAGUGAUGGUAGCAACAGUAGUAUUAAUUCGCUGGACGCGACAAAAGUGGUGGACAAGGGUGACGCCGGUGCGGGUCUCCUGGAGCCCAAGCCACGCCACGAGCAGCCCCCACUUUACAGCUACUCCAGCGAGAAGGCGCGCGAGCGACGAUCGGCGGCCAACUCUACGACUUCUUCCAACGCGUCGACGCCACCGCCGUCGUCUUCGUCGGUGAUCGAGAUUAUCGAUCUGGACGAUUCCGGCAAGUCCCUAGACCUAGAACCUCACCCCCAGCAGCAGCAGCAGCCAACGCAAGCGACGAACAAGCCGAUUCACUCGCCCCUGACGAUCGACAUCCCGUCCCAGCCAGAGUCGGCCGAAAACCGGGUGCGAACGAGGGCCUCCAGCAAGCUCGAAAGUCCACUCGAACCACCCCGGCAAAGUCCCUCGAUCGAUUCGCCGGCGGCCGAGCGGUUGAAAAACUCCCUCAACAAGCACCCGAUUGGCGCGUCCGUCGCGAACGCCACAAGCACUCCUACAACAGUGCCAGCUGCCGACCGGCUCAGUCCGAAAACACUCCCGAAGGGCAAGCGAAAACGCCAAGGCUCGGAAAGUUCGAACCAGUCGUGCGUAAGUGAUGACGUCAUGAUCAUUCCAAGCCGUACCAAGAAACCGCGCAAGGCGGCCGUCGCUGCGGCCGCCGUCACAAACGCUGAAAAGCAGCGCAAAACGGUUCCCAGCCGGGGUACGGCGCAGAGAAAAGUUGCCACUGGUUCGACGCCGGCCACGACAUCGACGACCACGACCACAACACCGCCCACUGAGUCGACACCGGCAUCAACGGCCACAGUCACGGUCGAAGACUCGUCCGACAGCGACGAACCGUUGAUUGAGAUAGCGGGUUCGUCCGCCGAAAAGGAGAAACCCCUGCGGAACCACAAACUCCCCGUACCGUCGUCAACAGCGUCAUCCGCCGCAACCAACCACGCACCCAGCACUCCAACAUCUCACAAAGCCAAAGCUACGAGUGCCGCGGCAACGCCGUCAAACGCCGUCGCCCCCUCCCAACCCGGCUCGGACGAAAAGAUCAGCACCCGUCGGAGUGUCCGCAUGACCACGUCCACCCUGUCGACGGCGGCCAUGAACAGCAAGGCGAAAGCGAACGCCGCCAAUCACAGCGAUGGCGAUGAUCACCAUCCGCCGCACAACCACCAUCAUCACCACCACCACAAGAACAAUCACGUCAACCAUCAGCAUUCGGCGGCGGCAGGAGCGACAACGGCGGCGGCGUCGACAGCUGAUGGAAAGGGCAGUGGUGGUGGUGGUACGGGAGCGGGUGCAGGAACGACGGCGGCUGCCACGGAUACACCGACGACGGAGGCGCGGCGGAAAACGAGAAGUGCAGGCCUGGACUCUACCGCCGAGGGCCGCCGGAGACGGGUGUCCCGCGACAGCAAGUGACCAAUCGCCGGCGCCUCUGCCGAGAGUAGCAACUACAAUAGCAUUAGCAGCACCGCCGGUCGCCGCCGCAGCAAUCGUCAG
This is a messenger RNA of Culex quinquefasciatus (southern house mosquito), 6610 nucleotides long. It is a transcript of the gene Ncoa6, whose product is annotated as serine-rich adhesin for platelets. Gene Ontology annotation, molecular function: hydrolase activity, hydrolyzing O-glycosyl compounds. NCBI's taxonomy places the organism in Eukaryota, Metazoa, Arthropoda, Insecta, Diptera, Culicidae. Bases 422 to 6529 code for a protein of 2035 amino acids. Gene Ontology annotation, cellular component: nucleus; transcription regulator complex; histone methyltransferase complex. The transcript is spliced from 6 exons. The record is from RefSeq and is a predicted model, not a curated record. Gene Ontology annotation, biological process: carbohydrate metabolic process; positive regulation of transcription by RNA polymerase II.